This is a messenger RNA of Zonotrichia albicollis (white-throated sparrow), 3001 nucleotides long. NCBI's taxonomy places the organism in Eukaryota, Metazoa, Chordata, Aves, Passeriformes, Passerellidae. The record is from RefSeq and is a predicted model, not a curated record.
CCUCAGCUGCUGGUGAAGGCUGCAGUCAACCCUUUAUGUGUGUUUGUGGAUGAAUUUUGAACUUUGUUAACCCAGAGUGUCCUUGACUUUGUCUCAAGAGGAUCCCUGAUUUGUACUUGCCUGUUGUCAACCAGAAGGAUUUAGAAUAAUGAGAAGGUUGUGACCAUCAAGGGGGGAUGUCAGCGCUGCCUUCCUGGGAUUGGAGGAUCGAAAAGGAGAAAGGACCAGAACUGUUUGAUCCAGGCUGCUUUUGACUGCUGCCUCAAUCUGCUGUACCCUGGUGGUGGUGGAAGAACAGGGCAGUGGUUUCUGCUGGGUUCUGUGGUGUCACCACAGCAGGGUCACCAUGAAUGUAACAAGUUUAUUCUCCUUCACCAGCCCAGCAGUGAAGAGGCUGUUGGGGUGGAAGCAAGGGGACGAAGAAGAGAAGUGGGCAGAGAAAGCUGUUGAUGCAUUAGUGAAAAAACUGAAAAAGAAGAAAGGUGCUAUGGAGGAGCUGGAGAAAGCCCUGAGCUGUCCUGGCCAGCCCAGCAACUGUGUGACAAUCCCUCGUUCCCUGGAUGGCCGGCUCCAGGUGUCACACAGGAAGGGGCUCCCGCACGUCAUCUACUGCAGAGUGUGGCGCUGGCCCGACCUGCAGAGCCACCACGAACUGAAACCUCUGGAAUGCUGCGAGUUCCCCUUUGGGUCAAAGCAGAAGGAGGUUUGCAUCAAUCCCUACCACUACAAGCGGGUGGAAAGUCCUGUUCUUCCUCCGGUGCUGGUGCCGAGGCACAGCGAGUACAACCCCCAGCACAGCCUCCUGGCGCAGUUCCGCAACCUGGGGCAGAACGAGCCCCACAUGCCGCACAACGCCACCUUCCCGGACUCCUUCCAGCAGCCCAGCAGCCACCCCUUCCCCCACUCGCCCAGCAGCAGCUACCCCAACUCACCUGGGAGCAGCAGCAGCACCUACCCCCAUUCUCCAGCCAGCUCAGACCCGGGCAGCCCUUUCCAGAUGCCAGCUGAUACUCCCCCGCCCACUUACCUGCCUCCGGAAGAUCCGAUGACACACGAUACCUCGCAGCCCAUGGAUACCAACAUGAUGGCACCUGCAAUUCCCCCUGACGUGCACAGAGGAGAUGUCCAGGCCGUCGCUUACGAAGAGCCCAAGCACUGGUGCUCCAUCGUCUACUACGAGCUGAACAAUCGCGUGGGGGAGGCGUUCCACGCGUCCUCCACCAGCAUCCUGGUGGAUGGCUUCACUGACCCCUCCAACAACAAGAACAGGUUCUGCCUGGGGCUGCUCUCCAACGUCAACCGCAACUCCACCAUUGAGAACACCAGGCGGCACAUCGGCAAAGGUGUCCAUCUGUACUACGUUGGAGGGGAGGUGUACGCUGAGUGUUUGAGCGACAGCAGCAUCUUCGUGCAAAGCCGGAACUGCAACUACCACCACGGCUUCCACCCCACCACGGUCUGCAAAAUCCCCAGUGGCUGCAGUCUGAAGAUUUUCAAUAAUCAAGAGUUUGCUCAGCUCCUGGCUCAGUCUGUGAACCAUGGCUUUGAGACAGUGUACGAGCUUACUAAGAUGUGCACUCUCCGGAUGAGUUUCGUAAAGGGCUGGGGAGCUGAAUAUCAUCGCCAGGAUGUAACGAGCACUCCAUGCUGGAUAGAGAUACAUCUCCAUGGUCCCCUUCAGUGGCUGGAUAAAGUACUUACUCAGAUGGGCUCUCCUCAUAAUCCUAUUUCUUCAGUGUCUUAAAAGGUCCCAAGCUCCUGCAUUACGGAAACAGUUGAGCCUUGCAUGUACUUGAAAGAUGUAUGAGUCAGACACACAUUUUUAUUUUUUUUCCCCCCUCAGCUGGCAACAGCUGAAAAAGAGCCAUGAAAACACUUGACUUCUGUGACCAACUGCUGGGUUCAGAAAACAAAGAUAAAUAAACCCCUUUGACAUACUGUUGGUAUAAAGAAUUUUAGUUUACAUUGUAAUGUACUGUUGUGGAGUUGAUUUACAGGGCUUAGUACAAGAGGGACAACAGAGCCAAAGCCAAACUCAGUGUGCUGGACAGAGUUCCCGAAGGAUUUUCCGGCAGCCGUCACUCUUAAGGUUCUCCUUCCUUACAUUCAGCACUCACUGGUUCCCCCCACGUCCUCUGGAGCUGAGAGUGGAUGUUGGCCAAGUCUGCUUCUUGCAGCCUCUCUUCAGUACUUCUUGGAAACACUACACUGAUGGCUGCUGUUCUCUUUCAAAGUAAAAGCAAGCAUAAGGUUUAAUCUCAAUAACUGUGUGCUAUCUCUGAAAUUGUGUCCUGACCAUACUGCUGUAAGAAUGUUAGGUAUGUUCUUUUGCUAAAUGUAUGUACGGUGUAUUUGAAAGUUUAGAAAUUAAUUAGAUUUAGACCAUAAAGGAAUUAGGAAUAUUUGAAUGGGGGGAGGUGGGAGUGGGAGGGGAAAAUGACAGCUGAAAUGUAGAAUAUAUUGUAAACAUAGCGUGUUAGUUUAAACUGAGGUCUGAAUUUUGUUGUGCAUUUUGUUUUCAUAGUGGCUUUAUCUUGUUAGUUCUGACUAUUUUUGCCUCUUCCUUUUCCCCCAAAGCAAUUGUGCAGCUUCUUUUACCCAUGAAGAGGACAAAAUUGUUAAUUACUGCAGUUUUGAAGGCUGUAGCUCUAUGUAUUUCAAGACAAAUUUGUACAGAGUGCUCUUUAACUAUUGAGCAGUUUUAUACAGUUUAUGUAACAAAAGUAGGCUUUUAAUUUUGUGAGAGAAUCUUGUUUUGCCAAACCUAGUAACUGUUAAUUGUCUGGAGGAGUUCAGUAUCCCUGUGGGGGUCUAUUUCAAACUUUAAAAUAUAUAUAUAUAUAUAUAUAUAUUUUUAAUUUUUUUUUUCUGCUUGAUUUAUUUUCUUCUCUUUGCUCUUUUAUAUUCAUGUAAGCUGUAGUACUUUCAAGUACUUUUUUUCCAAAACUAGUGGGUCCUCUUUACUGGAAAUUUUGAAUAAAACCUGUUGUUACUGCUUACA